Messenger RNA from Symbiodinium natans, 1107 nucleotides. NCBI's taxonomy places the organism in Eukaryota, Dinophyceae, Suessiales, Symbiodiniaceae. The record is from the annotation of a GenBank genome assembly.
AUGGCUCAGGCUGCCAAGGAGUUACAAUGGGUCUACCAGCGAACGCCACGCACCGCGCGGCAGCUAGACCCCAUGCAAAGGGCCUCGGAUGACCCAGCUUGGCCUGGACUUGCAGCAGCAACAGCCAAACUUGAGAUGGCCGAUACGGCACACCAGGCGGCUGCCGCACGUUUGGCGGAUGGCCGCGUGGUCACUUGGGGAGCGCAGAGAUAUGGUGCUGACAGCAGCGCAGUGCAAGCAGAGCUCACGGAUGUGCGUGAGGUCCGGGCGUCGUACGAGGCCUUCGCUGCGCUCCGUGGUGACGGUCGAGUGGUGACCUGGUCCAGUGAAGACAGUGUCUGCGGCGAUUGCCCAACAGGUCUCACAGACGUGCGGCUGCUGGCUGCUGCCAGGUAUGCCUUUGCCGCCGUCCUCGAAGAUGGAGGGAAAGUUGUCGCAUGGGGCGACCCGAAGCAAGGCGGCGAAAUUGGCCCCGCCGCUGCCGAACUCUUCGAUAUCUGCCAGAUCGAGGCCACCAGCUCCGCCUUCGCAGCGCGCCGAGCAGACGGAGUCAUACUGGCUUGGGGUGACCCUGCAGGAGGCGGCGAUCCUGGCCCCGAACAAGAAGUGCUGCGAAGCGGUGGGUUUUGCGAUAUCCAGGGCAGCGGAACUGCCUUUGCAGCUCUGCGAGACGAGGAUGGCAGCGUUGUGACCUGGGGAAGAUGCGACUCGAAGCCAGGGAAAGAUCUCCUUCGCGUGCAGUCCAUCGCAGCCAGCUCUUUUGCUUUUGCAGCUUUGCGUGUGGACGGCUCUGUGGUGACAUGGGGCAACUUGCGCUUUGGUGCUGCCGAGCCCACUUUUGAGGAGGAGCUCCAGGAAAUUGCCGAGCUGGCCGCCAGCGGCGGCGCCUUUGCCGCUCGCCGCGGCGACGGCCGCGUGGUUGUUUGGGGCCACGUAGCCUACGGAGGUCAGCAAGACUGCUCCAACCUCACGGACGUUCGGGAGCUCCGUGCGACCUACGGUGCUUUCGCCGCCAUCCAGGGCGACGGAUCGGUGGUGACCUGGGGAGAUUCGGCCGAUGGUGGCGACUCGAGCGCUGUGCAGGAGCAGCUGCGAGACAUACUUUGA